AUGAAAACCACAACCAUCCUGGCCGCAGUCCCUGCUGCCUCCCUCCUCCUCCUUUCCUUCUCCCAAAUCGCCACCGCUCAAUCCAACCCCGAGGCCGAAGCUGGCGUCCUCCCCGUUGACAACCACAGCCAUCGCCCCCCUCACCAUGGCGACCAGAAACCCAACUUCUUGGUCUUCCUCACCGACGACCAGGACCGCCGGAUCAACUCCUUGGAUUACCAACCCCUCGUCCAAAAGUACAUCCGUAACCAGGGCACGGAGUUUACCAACUAUUUCACGACAACGGCCAUGUGUUGCCCCAGUCGUGUUUCGCUUUGGUCGGGCCAGUUUGCGCAUAACCAUAAUGUUACUGAUGAGUCCCCUCCUCAUGGCUCAUAUACCAAAUUCGUGUCCCAAAAGCUCGACCAGAACUGGCUCCCGACCUGGUUGCAAGAAGCCGGAUACUCCAACAACUACAUCGGGAAAUUCAUCAACGGCGUCUCCCCAACCCUCAAACAAGCCCCCAAGGGUUUCGACACCGCUCAUUGGGAACCUCUCGUCGCUCCCAACAUCUAUACCUUCUACGAGCCGGUCUUUUCUAUCAACAAUGGACCCUUGACGAACUACAAGGGAUUGUACCAGACCGAUAUUAUCUCGGACAAGUCGGUCGAGAUUUUGGAUACGUUGGCCAAGAACAAGACACAGCCGUUCUUGUUUGUCAUCUCGCCUACGGCCCCUCAUGACGAGGUCUGGUCGAACGAGAAUGGGACUACUUUCACACCCCCCGUCCCCGCGAAACGACACGAGCAUCUCUUUAAAGGUGUCAAGGUCCCUCGCCAUCCAAACUUCAACCCAAAGAACAACGACAAGCCCUCCUGGGUCGGCACCCUCCCUCGCCUGACCGACGACCAAGUCUCGGCCCUCGACGCGAAAUACCGUGCCCGCCUCCAAUCCCUCCAAGCAACCGACGAGCUCGUCGAGCGCAUCAUCAAACGCCUCGAACACAACGGCCAGCUCGACAACACCUACAUCGUCUACACCACCGAUAACGGCUACCACCUCGGCACCCAUCGCAUGUACGCGGGCAAGCAAACCGCCUAUGAGGAAGACACAAACAUCCCCUUCAUCAUCCGCGGCCCCGGAAUCGCAAAGAACAAAAAAUCCAACGCCGUCGCAACCCACACCCAUUUCCCCGCAACUGUCCUCUCCCUCGCAAACCUCCCCAUCCCCGACUCGCUCGACGCCCACUCGAUCCCUGUCCUCGAAAACAAAUCUGUCUACGGCAAGGACCAACCCACAGAAGCCUUCUCGGUCGAAUUCUGGUCCCAGGCCUUCAUGGAGAACACCACCGCCCGCUUCGAUGCCAACACCUACAAGUCUGUCCGUCUCAUCGGCCAAGGCUACAACCUCCUCUACACCGUCUGGUGCACGGGAGAGAAGGAGUACUACGAUCUUGUCGAGGACCCCUUCCAGGUCAAGAACAUCUACAAGUCGACCAAAGUCACCUUCAUCAACCGUCUCGAUGCUUUGUUGAACGUCCUUCGCACCUGCAAGGGCCCCACCUGCCGUGACCCCUGGGCCGUCAUCCACUCUUCUUCUUCUUCCUCUAACAAGGACCAUGGAAAGGUCAAGACUGUGCGCUCGUUGACGGACGCGUUGAACAAAAAGUUUGACAAGUUCUAUGCCGAGUUGCCCAAAUUCUACUUCAAGGAGUGUCUGCAUUACUACAACCCUUCUAACGAGGAGACUGCCCCUCGCCAUACCGAGUUGUAA
This is a messenger RNA of Linnemannia hyalina, 1752 nucleotides long. The record is from the annotation of a GenBank genome assembly. Lineage: Eukaryota; Fungi; Mortierellomycota; Mortierellomycetes; Mortierellales; Mortierellaceae.